Molecule: messenger RNA, 4017 nt
Organism: Clupea harengus (Atlantic herring)
Lineage: Eukaryota; Metazoa; Chordata; Actinopteri; Clupeiformes; Clupeidae
Gene: nectin3b
Product: nectin cell adhesion molecule 3b
Biological process (GO): heterophilic cell-cell adhesion; homophilic cell-cell adhesion
Cellular component (GO): apical junction complex; adherens junction
Source: RefSeq, a predicted model, not a curated record
UCGGUUCGUUGUUUGUCAGGUGUGCCUGUGCACCCCUAUGAAAGGGUCUGCAGUGGUACAUUCCAAAAGCGGACUGGUCUCUAUGGAGUUGUUGCUGAGGAGGAUUUUGAGUUACAGGAACGAACUGGAGAGCUCGCUGGGCGACAUGGAGAGAAGAAUGUCUGCACGUUACUUUAGGAAUAACCCUUACUCGGGCGGGAACACAACAGUUGCUCUUCUUCUUCUUACCGCAUCAGGUGUGCUGGGAAACCAGGUCCUGGUUCCACCGCGGAUCAGUGCGGUUCUGGGGAAGAACGUGACCCUGGGGUGCCGUGUGGAGGUAGACAGCAACCUGAGCCUUACCCAGAGUUCCUGGGAGCGGCGCCUGCCGUCGGGCUCGGUCACGUUGGCCGUGUACAACCCCGUGCACGGCAUCUCCGUCCCGCCGGAAUACCAGCGGCGCCUCUCGUUCCGCUCGCCCUCGUCACAUGACGCCACCAUCGUGCUGGAGGACGUGGGCUUUGCCGACAUCGGCAUCUACACCUGCAAGGUCGCGACCUUCCCCCUGGGGAACACCCAGGCCUCCACUACUGUCAGCGUGAUGGUGGAGCCGAAGGUGUACGUGUCUGCCGGCUCGGUGGCGCUGGUCGACGGGGGCAACGAGACAACAGUGGCGACGUGCAUCGCUGAGCGGGCGCGGCCACCCGCGGAUGUUUCCUGGGAGACGGAUCUGCACGGCGCGUCUGAGGCUCACCUUCAGGACGAGGCCAACGGCACCACCACCACGCAGGUGCAGUACAUGUGGCACCCCGCACGCCACGGCCAGGGGCACACCCUCACCUGCGUGGUGCGCCACCCCGCCCUGCAGGCCGACUUCAGGGUGCCCUACCUGGUCAGCGUGCUCUUUGCCCCGGACAUUGUGGUUCUGGGGUAUGAUGGAGACUGGUUUGUGGGGAGAGAAAAUCUUCAGCUGACCUGCCAAGCCAAAGCCAACCCUUCAGCCCACCACUUCAGAUGGGUCAGGCUGGAUGGUGAAAUGCCUGAGGGGGUGGUGAUGGCGAACGACUCGCUGGUGUUCGGGCGACCCCUGCAGCGCAACGACUCCGGCGUGUAUCGCUGCGAGGUGGGGAACGACAUCGGGUUCCGCAGCCGAGACAUCCGCAUCCGCGUCCACGACCCCCCCACCACCACCAUGUUCCCCACCAUCUAUGUCCCCGUCCUAAAGUCCAGCUCCAACACCACCACUCCCAACAACAAUAAGCAGGGCGCUAUCUUCACCUCUCCGACGCUGGCGCCCCUGCCCGAGGGCAACCUGGGCACCAUCUUGGGGGGUGCGGUGGGUGGCGCCCUCUUCCUGCUGCUGCUCCUGGUGCUGGGCGUGGUGUAUUACCAGAGACAGCGCGGCACCUUCCGUGGGAACUACUACACCAAGCAGUACCUGGGGCCCUCCGACAUGCAGAAGGCCCCGCCGCCCGCCCACGAGCUGCACCAGGUGUACGGGGCGGUGGCGGGCAACGGGGGCUUGGAGAUGAGGCCGUCCAGGGACGCCCACGGCGGAGGCGACGGCAGUGGUUUUGUUUACCGGGACAAGGACCGGGAGGAGUGGGGCGACUGUGAUCGGGAGCGCGCCCCCAAUGGCCGAAGCAGGGCGCUGAGGGAGGAGUUGACUGGGAGUCGCCAAGACUACCACGAUCACCACGACUACCAGAACCAUUAUAAUCACCAUAAUCAGCAGCACCACCACCCGAGCCACUAUCAGAGCUACCAUGAUGACCAGCGUGGCAACCAUCAGCCAGGACCUCGUAGGUGCCCUCCGCCGCAUGUGGUGAACAAUGGCUCCCCUUAUUUCCCCGAAGAGGUCUACGACAACGAGUACGUGUCGCACACGGAUGGCUCCAUGAUCUCUCGCAGGGAGUGGUAUGUCUGACUGCAUCAGAGGAGCCAGACAGCCGUUGCCAACCUGUUCCCGGACAUGGAAGCCAUCUUGUGGAGGGAGGCUAUUGCACUUAUUUAUUUCUUUAGGUCUGCCUUCACUAAGACGAGACAUUUAGGCACUGACGUAUGUAUGUGUGUCCUUCACUCCGCUCUUCAAGGGAUGUAAAGAACCCGUAAGACAAGCAUGUGCAGAUGUAUUGUUUAGACUAGAAGCACCAGUUGAUGGUGGUCUGAAGCUAUUAGCGGGUAGAAUGUGUGUGUGUGUGUGUUUUCUUUUCUUGGUUACCUGCACAGAAGAUGUUUUGUGUGUUUUUGUUUCAUUUUCUUUCUUUGUGCUCGUAGACUCUCAGAAGGGUUUUUUUUUUUUUUUAGUCCACAGAUUCUCUGUAUGUGGGCCUUCGCUCUCCUCAUCGGGAGAGGCAUUCCGAGCCUAACUCGCCUAAGCCUUUCAUACCGGCCACAGAACAGUUUUCAUUAUCACGUGAAAAGACCUCGCCUGAGAGUAAGAAUGGGUGAGUGUUCCCGUAAGCACCUUACUAUGUGCUUUGUGAGCUCCCACCAAUGGCUCAACGCCAGCCCGGUCGUUUUAAAGAAGAGCCUUGCCAUUAUUUCCCUCCUCGGUUUCCAUGAAGACGGCCUUUGGACGCUCGGUCUUCAGUGUGUGCACCGGGCUAAGAAAGAGAUGCAAUGUUGAUUGCUUUAGGUUUUUUUUUGUUUGUUUGUGGUGUUGUUAGGUGGGGGGGUUCAAGGCUGUUAAAAACUAACAAAUCAUUUUCAUUAUAGACAUUCCCCUUACGUUUCCUAAACAAAGAGAAUCUGCGGAGCCCUCCUACACUUGAUAUAUGAAUACAUAAACUGUGUUGAUUUGUCAGUCAACUCUUGUAUGCAAAUUGUUGUGUUAUCUUUGCACUCUGUGGUGUGGGACAGAAGUAGUUUACAUUAUUAGUCUGCACUCUGUGCUCUCUCUCACAGCCAGACUUACUCUCCUCCUGCGAGAUCUGGGAACUGUGUGCUCGAGUUUACCGCCACGUUUUAGUUGUGCCUUUUGUCUUGCGUUUAUAUACGUGUCAGAAUGAACUUUUACGUUUGUCUCCGGUGUGUCUUUCUGUGUGUGGGCGUAUGUCUUUAUGUGUUUAUAUACGUGGGUGUGUGUGUGGGCAUGCAGGCUAGUGUCCUUGUCAUCGGUGCUAACCUCUUGACAGUAUUAUGGUGUCAAAUGUGUAUGGGUAACUAGCCAGUGCAAUAACAUGAUUUCUUAGCCAAAUUAUGUCUCGCAGAAGUCAUUUCUGAGAUUUUGUUUUCCAAGCUGUCUGUGCUCUGUCAUGCCUGGCUGAGAGUUUGAAGACUUAAAUCCUUGUGAAUCAUCUGAUUGUGAAUCUUCACUGGGACACAGAGUGCCUUUCCCCCUUGCUAAUGUAGGCCAUCGUGAUGUUUCAUCGUGAAACUUGACAUGGGAGUGUGUGCGGUCUCCAGGAGAAGAACACUCAUAGGUGGCCGUCCCAGGUCCCAGCUCCUCCUGAUUUACCUUUUCUGCCACCAGGUGUCUGUCUGUAGUCUGACUGUCUGAUGUCUUUGGUCCAGAUUUUAUUCUGGAAAUGAUUACAGCUUAUUUUUUCGUUUGCUUGACAUUUAGCAUGACAUUUGUGACACAGGAGUUACAAAACAAACACAAACUAACUAAGUGAAACUGUAAUAAUAAAACCGUCUAACUGCCAGAGGAGUACAGCUAUGGGACUGGAGCGCGGACUUAAACAGGCGUUAUGUGUGUGUAUAUAUAGGCUGGCUGUAAGCAGUGAUCACCUUAUAUUUUCCUUUCUUUUUUCUUUUGGUUGUUUUUCUAAAAGAAGAACGCCUCAGAGUUGAUGUGAAGCAUGGUAGAUCCACCUCACCUGAAUGUAUAGCAGAGGUGUGUUUCUCUGUCACCUCCUGGAACUUAAUCAUCACCACCGCCGCCGCAGCAGCUGACCACACUUGUGUUGUGUGAGAGAGCGCCUCUGUCAGAACAGAGAAAUUGCAGGAAAGAAUGACGCUGUUUGAAUGGUGAACAUUUGUUUAAAAAGAAAAAUCAAGUAACUUUUGUUUGAAUAAAGCACCUUUUGUGAA